This is a messenger RNA of Colletotrichum abscissum, 453 nucleotides long. RefSeq lists its product as uncharacterized. The record is from RefSeq and is a predicted model, not a curated record. NCBI's taxonomy places the organism in Eukaryota, Fungi, Ascomycota, Sordariomycetes, Glomerellales, Glomerellaceae. Bases 1 to 453 code for a protein of 150 amino acids. The transcript has a single exon.
AUGGCGAAGGGGCUUGGAGGGGUCGGUACACGACCUCCUAAGGUAGAAGGGAACAUACUGCGGUAUAGCUAUGGUACGGUGGGUCCUUCCAAUUGGGCUCAGGUCUGCCCUGCUCUGCUAGCGUCUGCCCUCCACACUCCCGCUCCCACUUCCACUCCCACCACUUCGUCGCUGUCGUGCAGACAGAGUGACAGACAAACACAGACACCCCAACCCUCACAGACCUCCACCAAAAUCCCUCCCUCCUAUCAACGCUCAGAUAUUAUCACGAUCUACCUGCUCCAUCCCCAUCCGGUCGGUCCUCUUCUCCAACUUGUCUUGUCAACCCCGAAUUUCGACCGCUCCAGACGAUCCGCCACUCUGAUGAAAUCGGUACGCCUCAUCCUCGCCCUCGUUGGCUCAGGAGCGAACGGUUCUUCAGACCUCAGACAAACUUCAGACUUCAGCCUUUAG